AUGAGUAGUUCAUAUCAGUCAAUUCAAGCCGAUGUCCACUCAUAUACGACGCAAACCAUGGACGAAUGUAUACCUGAGGAAUCCAAACUUACUUUCAACAAUCAAAUUUAUCGAAAGAAGAACGGGGUCGCGAUGGGGUCCCUUCGAGGUCCCAUACUGUCAGAUUUCUUCAUGAGCAAGCUAGAGACUCAAAAAUUAGAAGCACUCAUUGGACGGUUAACAUUAUAUCGCCGCUACGUGGACGACAUUUUCGUACUUGCCGACGAAGCCAUCAGCACAACAGACGUAUUAAGCAGUUUCAAUUCAGUCCAUGCUAAUAUCAAGGUUACUAUCGAAUCAGAACAGAACGGACAGUUAAGUUUCCUCGAUGUCAAUGUUAAAAAGAAGACUGACGGAACCAUACAACGCAAGGUCCAUAGAAAGCAAACGUGGAAAGGUCAGUACAUUCAUUCUGAUAGCUUCGUUCCAUUGCAACAAAAAAGCAAACUAAUUAGAUGCCUGACCGAGUGA
Molecule: messenger RNA, 510 nt
Organism: Opisthorchis viverrini
Lineage: Eukaryota; Metazoa; Platyhelminthes; Trematoda; Opisthorchiida; Opisthorchiidae
Exons: 2
Coding region: 1-510 (169 amino acids)
Source: RefSeq, a predicted model, not a curated record